Molecule: messenger RNA, 3700 nt
Organism: Ictalurus punctatus (channel catfish)
Lineage: Eukaryota; Metazoa; Chordata; Actinopteri; Siluriformes; Ictaluridae
Gene: nt5c2a
Product: 5'-nucleotidase, cytosolic IIa
Exons: 19
Coding region: 131-1810 (559 amino acids)
Molecular function (GO): 5'-nucleotidase activity
Source: RefSeq, a predicted model, not a curated record
CGCUCACAGGCAGCUACUUUGAAAAGCCGCUGCUGCGGAGGCAUGUAGCUGGUUUGCACAUGCGCAGUAUGCAGGUUAUUGCAGCCUCUUCAAUAACGGGGAAAUAACAAGACCACAAAAACGGUUAAGGAUGACUACUUCUUGGAGCGAUCGACUUCAGAACUAUUCAGAGCUUCCUGCCAACAUGGAUGGCUUGUCUAUGAAGAAGUACAGGCGAGAGGCCUAUCACAGAGUUUUUGUUAACAGAAGUUUGGCAAUGGAGAAGAUUAAAUGCUUUGGCUUUGACAUGGAUUACACUCUAGCAGUGUAUAAGUCUCCAGAGUAUGAAUCUCUAGGAUUUGACCUGACAGUGGAGAGAUUGGUUUCCAUUGGUUAUCCACAAGAACUUCUAAAUUUUGUCUAUGACCCUACCUUUCCAACCAGAGGCCUGGUAUUUGAUACAAUGUAUGGUAAUCUGUUGAAAGUAGAUGCCUAUGGCAACAUUUUGGUAUGUGCCCAUGGGUUUAACUUCAUGCGUGGGCCAGAGAUUAGAGAGCUAUAUCCAAAUAAGUUCAUCCAGCGUGGUGAUACAGAGCGAUUCUACAUCCUUAACACACUGUUUAACCUCCCUGAGACCUACCUUUUUGCCUGCUUGGUUGAUUUCUUCACCAGCUGCUCCAGAUACACUAGCUGCGAGACUGGUUUUAAGGACGGUGAUCUCUUCAUGUCCUUCAAGAGCAUGUUCCAGGAUGUCAGAGAUGCAGUUGAUUGGGUCCAUUUCAAGGGUUCACUGAAAGAGAAGACUGUUGAAAACUUGGAGAAAUAUGUAGUGAAAGAUGCCAAGUUGCCUUUGCUUCUUAGUCGCAUGGAGGAAGUUGCCAAAGUUUUCCUGGCCACUAACAGUGACUACAAGUACACUGAUAAAAUUAUGACAUACCUGUUUGACUUCCCUCAUGGUCCAAAAGUUGGCACACCUCAUCGGCCUUGGCAAUCCUACUUUGACCUCAUUCUGGUCGAUGCCAGGAAGCCUCUGUUUUUUGGAGAGGGCACAGUCCUGAGACAAGUAGAUACAACCACUGGGAGACUAAAGAUUGGAACUUACACAGGGCCACUGCAGCAUGGCAUUGUGUACUCUGGUGGAUCCUCAGACAUUGUGUGUGAUUUACUGGGGGCUAAAGGGAAAGACAUCUUGUACAUUGGUGACCACAUUUUUGGUGACAUACUCAAGUCUAAGAAGCGUCAGGGUUGGAGAACGUUCCUUGUGAUUCCUGAGUUGGCUCAAGAACUGCAUGUCUGGACUGACAAGAGUUCUCUUUUUGAGGAACUGCAGAGUCUGGAUAUUUUCCUGGCCGAGCUCUAUAAGCAUUUGGAUAGCAGCAGUAAUGAGAGACCAGACAUUAGUUCACUUCAGAGGCGGAUUAAGAAAGUAACCCAUGACAUGGACAUGUGCUAUGGGAUGAUGGGUAGUCUGUUCCGCAGUGGCUCUCGGCAGACCCUGUUCGCAUCUCAGGUGAUGCGCUAUGCUGAUCUGUAUGCUGCCUCCUUCAUCAACCUACUCUACUACCCCUUCAGCUACCUGUUCAGAGCUGCACAUGUGCUGAUGCCACAUGAGUCCACUGUAGAGCACACUCACGUGGGUAUCAAUGACACCGAAUCUCCCAUGGCAACACGCAACCGUCACUCUGUGGACUACAAAGACCACGAGUGUAAGAAGCACCAGCUGACCCGCUCCAUCAGCGAGAUUCAGCCUCCUCACCUGUUCCCGCAAACACCACAGGAGAUCACACACUGCCACGAUGAGGACGAUGAUGAGGAAGAGGAGGAAGAAUAAGAUUGUAAAGGUUGUAAAUGUAACUAAAGGGAAGUGUGCAUACAACGGUUCGAUUAUAAUUAUACUUCAGUAGUUUUCUAUCAGAGCACAAAGACUCCCAUACUAUGCAUCUGUUUUUCUCUUGAAUGCAACACAAAGGGAUUGAAUUACUCGACAACUGCAGAAAGAAGGCAACUGCAUCAAUAUGAAUCUCUCUGCCACCAUAACUGAGGAUAUCUGAGAGAGCUUUAUUGCCUCAGCUGCUGUAAUGUAGUAUGUAAACUAGUGAGAGAAUAAGAUUCUGAGCCACUGUGAAUGCUUCUUGUGUAUCCUGGUCCAGCCAUACACAGUACUCAAAUGACUAGUCUGCUAUUUUCAUUACAGAUUUACAAUUGAUCAUUUUUGUGCAAAAUUGAUUGAUGUUCUUUCAUUAUAUUUUGAACUGGAACUGAUGCUUGAAUACUGUUGUACUCAAUUAUAGGACUGAUUUAUUGUUCUUAUUUUUAUUUGUUUAUCUGCCUGUUAGUAAUGGGUCAAAAAAUAGAAUAUAGAUAGCAAUCAUGUGCUUCAGGGAAGCAUUUCUUCUUGAUUAAUUCAUAAACACGGUUUCUCGACCCAUGUCCUGCUUUGACCUGAGCUGCCUUUUUGAAUACAUGUAGACAUUAAUUGAGCCAUGUAAUAAAAUCAGCUGAAUUAUGACAUAGCCAGGUGUUAAAUUAGCUAGUAUAGAUUUAUUCAGAUUUGUUUAUUUUGAAUGCAAAAAAACGGCAUUGUGGGUUAUUGCCUUGCUAUUAAACGGUUGCUUUUAACAUGCUGUAAAAAUGUACUGUAUAUGUUUUCAACAUCCAAACGCCUGCUCUUUAGACACUUUUGGGUGAGGCUAAAAGUUCCAGUAUUGAUUUCAGUCUUGAUUUGGAUGGUUUGCAUGAGCAGAUGAAGGCAUGGCAGUAAACUGUAAUUAUGUUCUGCUUUCUUUAAAUGCCUGUGUUCAGGACAACCAACACAUUUGCUUGCAAAUUGUUUUGUUUGUCAUGCAUAUAUUUGAUUUUUGAUUAACUUAAUUUUGCUUAGCUUCAACGUAUUUUUUGGUUAAAAGUUAACUUUUGGUUCCAUUUUUUUUUCUUUUCUUUUAAAAAAGAAAAGUAACUGAAGUUAAUUGCUUGAUCCUAGUUCCCCUUCUACUGGUUUAUUUUCAAUGUAAUGUGAAGGUUAACGAUGAUGUAAUAGAGCACACUGUUUAUUAGGAUGUUACUUAUUGUGCAGCACUUUGACAGAAACUUAGUUUUAAACUGUUUACUGUGCAAGCACUAAAACUGCCUUCAUUAGUGUCCCUACAGACACAACCACUGGAGCAUGACCUCAUUUUUCACAUGCACAUUUGCCUCUUUUUCCAGACAGCAGUAUCACCUCGACAGUGCCAUGGAAACAGCUAUAUAUUAUGGGGAAGGGGCAGCAUGUCUAACAGCAUAUAAUGAGUGACGCAUAUGUAAAACAUUAAGCCUGUUGUUGCAUGUAGCCACUUCCACAGUCAAACAGAGCCUUAUCCAGAUGCAAUCACAACUAGCCUGCAUAAAUACUAUCUGGACUUUUGGCUUUCUCAAUGGCUUUGUCCUGAACUACUUACCACAAAUUGGAGGAAGAAAAAGUUAGUGACUUGUCACAGCUCCAAGUGUAUGUAAAGUGUUAACAGCAAAGUGGUGAUGUUUAAAAAGCAGCACAGAGAUUAAAUAAUGGUUAAGCUGAUACCUGUUGUCAUGCCUUAGACAAAAAAAAAAAAAAAAAACAUGUUUGAAACAUUGUUUACAGUUAUAUUUUGCUGUAUUCUUUUUUUUUCAUAAUGAAAAAGAAAAGCAGGAUAACAUCUAGUCUGCAAUUUUACUGAUGAAAUAAAGUUGGUGUUUUUGUGAUCCA